UGACGAAGCAGCCGCAGAAGUCACGCAGGGAGCAAAACAAAGAGAGAAACAGGUUUAAAGAGGAGCUGCCAACUCAGAUUAAGACGGCAAAACUUCUGGUCGUCCAUAAAGCAGUGACUCUACAAGAGCGCAGCUGACACACUCUGGAUCUUCUCCUUCCUCUCCUUGUGCUGCCUCCUCUUUUUCAACGAGCCCAUGGAGGAGGUUUCUCCAGACACGGAAACCCCGUUGGCCCCCCAACCACCCCGGCUCCUGGAGCGGCGGGUUCGCCAGCCACAGCCGGCAGUCACCGUUCUCAAAUCAAAGCUGAAAAAUGGUCUGACCUGCUCUGGACCAAAGGUCCGGUCCACUCUGGUGGGGCUUUUCCCCGUGGUGCGCUGGCUACCAAAAUACAAGCUUAAAGAGUACAUCUGGGGCGAUGUGAUGUCUGGGGUCAUUGUUGGAAUCAUUCUGAUUCCACAGGCUAUCGCAUACUGCCUGUUAGCAGGAGUGCCACCCAUUUAUGGUCUGUACACCUCAUUUUACGCUAAUAUCAUCUACUUUCUCAUGGGCACGUCCAGACAUGUGUCUGUUGGGAUCUUCAGCCUCAUGAGUCUCAUGGUGGGACAGGUGGUGGUUAGGGAGGUUUUCCAGGCUGGUUUUGAUCUCAAUGAGGACUCCACACCAUCUCCUCAUGAACUGUUUAAUGCCACACUGGACUUGAACUUCACUCGUAAACCCGAGCUCACCGUGGAGCUGUUGGGUAUGCAGUUGGGGAAAGAUUCCUACGCCAUCGCCGUCGCAGCUGCUGUUACAUUUUUGGCUGGUGUCUAUCAGAUUUUGAUGGCGGUGUUUCGGCUGGGCUUCGUCUCUGUCUACCUCUCGGCCCCCAUGCUCGACGGGUUUGCCACAGGAGCUUCUGUCACCAUCCUAACUGUGCAGGCCAAAUACCUGUUGGGUCUAAAGAUUCCUCGUCAUCAGGGCUAUGGGACAGUAGUCGUUACCUGGUUUAACAUCUUCGCCAACAUUCACAAGACCAACUUGUGUGAUCUCAUCACAAGUGCCAUCUGCAUUACAAUUUUAGUUGCUGGGAAAGAGAUCCAGGACCGCUACAAGGACCGCCUAAAGAUCCCCUUACCUACAGAGCUGGUUGUCGUAGCAGGAGCUACGCUUGCUAGCCACUUUGGGGAGUUCAAUACCCGAUACCACUCCAGUGUUUCUGGUCACAUUCCCACAGGAUUCACUCCACCUCAGGUCCCUGCAUUCAGUAUUAUGCCACAAGUGGCACUGGAUGCCAUUCCUUUGGCAGUCAUUAGUUUUGCCUUCACCGUUUCGCUGUCUGAGAUGUUUGCAAAGAAACAUGGAUAUUCAGUUCGUCCCAACCAGGAGAUGGUGGCCAUUGGACUCUGUAAUGUCAUCCCCUCCUUCUUUCACUGUUUCACCACAAGCGCUGCACUGGCAAAAACGAUGGUGAAGGACUCAACUGGCUGCCAGACUCAGAUAUCCAGUCUGAUCAGUGCCAUUGUCGUCCUUCUUGUCCUCCUCUUCUUCGCUCCAUACUUUCAAGCCCUUCAGAAAUGUGUCCUUGCUUGCAUCAUCAUUGUGAGCCUUCGGGGAGCACUGAGGAAGUUCAGGGAUGUACCGGCCAAGUGGCGAGCAAGUCGAAUGGAUGCCAUUGUUUGGCUGGUUGCCAUGUCAGCCACAGCUCUGAUCAGCGUGGAGCUAGGCUUGCUUGUUGGCAUUGUCUUUUCAAUGAGCUGCAUCAUCUACAAAACCCAGAACCCAAAGGUCUCUCUCCUUGGCCGGGUCGACGACGUUGAUCUGUAUGAGGAUGUGGAGGAGUACAAGAAUCUAACAGCCCCAAGUCGGGUGAAGAUCUUCCGUUUCCAGGCUCCUCUGUACUUUGCCAAUAAGAACUCUUUCCUCAAAUCCCUCUACAAAGCUGUCGGAGUCGAACCUUUCUUGGAGCUGACAAAGAGGAAAAAGGCAGAGAAGAAGGAAAAAGACAAGUGCAAAAAGCAAGCCAAGACAAAUGGGGAGACAACCAACUUUGAUGUCUUUGUGGGGCUUGUCCAAAAAGAAUUAGAGUUCCACACUAUAGUUUUAGACUGCUCAGCCAUCCCUUUCAUUGACUCAACAGGCAUGGUCACUUUCAAAGCGCUGGUUAAGGAAUAUGAAGAAAUAGGUGUUAGUGUGCUUCUCGCAUGCUGCAACACCUCAGUCAUCGAUGCUCUCCAGAAGGGAGAAUUCUUUGGGAAGAAUAACAAAGACAUAAGUAGCCUGUUGUUUUAUACAGUUCAUGCUGCUGUUCUUCAUGCGAACAGAGCAGCAGAAGAAAAGAAGGCUGAGGAUUCUGUGGUGUAGAUUGACUGGAGGAAAUGGUUAUUUUCCUUUCAUCUUUGUGCUUAAAAGUGAUUGUAGGCCAUAACAAGGGUGUAUUGGGUAGCGCUGAAAGAAUAACAGGAAACUUUGUUCAUAAAACAAAGAGGUACGAAGAGUAGACUUAACAAAAUGAAGAAUGUGUGCAUAUAAUUGUAUCCCUUAGAGUAACAAUGAAAUAUGUUUUUUUUGGGAUAAAUGUGAAGGUCCAAAGAACUGGUUUGUAAAAAGCCAGCAAAUAUAUAUACUGAUGAACAAACUGUGUUUGGGAAAAUUCUCUCAAUGUUAAAUUUAUAUUUUUCUAAAAAGUGACUAAAGGUUGGAAGGGAAAGUGAUUAAAAUCAUUUCUUAAGAAUCAAUUAAAUCUGUCAAUGUGUUUUGGUUUACCAGGUUCGACUUUUGCUCUCCCAUUUUCCUGCAUUGUUACAGAUUUUUAUCUAUUACCUACACAAAGGACUGAGUCAUUGGUGGAAUAUUAAGGUGCUUUCUCCCAUGGAGUCUCUCCUUCCUUCCUUUCUGCACAGGGGAAAGGAACUCAACUAAAGGCUAAGCCAAACACACCCAUGGCUUUAUACACACGAGAGUGCCUGUGCAUUAUUUUUAAUUGUUAACUGUAGAUGUGUUCAACAUUUUUAUGAAGUCUGACUAGAUGUAUUUUGGAAUUGCUUUAGGAAUCUUGUCAGAGCAUUAAAGGAGGUAUUAAAACAGAUAUAGCACUCUUAAAUUUCUGAAGGAAAGCUUGUCUAACCUAACUGGAUCAUUGUUAGAAAUAUGUUCAGGUAGGAAUGAGUGGCUUUUAUUAUUGAUUUAUGAGUUUUCCACAAACACUUGUGGAAAAAUACAAGCAAUUUAGAGAGAACAUACAAAGUCCAUAUAGUUUUUACUCCAGACCUUCAGAGUCCAGACUUGUAGAUGUAGCCACCAUUUCCUUACGUGCCAACAGUCGCCUUUGCUAUAAAUAAUUUCUUAAAGGCUGGUUAAACUCUUCCUGACCAGCAGAAGAGAAGAAGGACUUUGCUCGUCCUGAGAAUCUUGCAUUUAGAAAACAGGUCAAUAGAGCACGCUUGUGCACAUGCUCUGUUCUGAACAGAGAGCAGGAGCUAUGAAAAAGGGUUUGAGUAUUAGAUCUUUUGGUGCUUUUAAAAUGUUUUGAAUUUUUACUAAGUAAUCCAGUGGCAGCAGGUGAUGUCUCCAGUGUAAAAUCUUUUUAAACUUUUUGGUUUUUUAAUCAAAAACUUUGUGACUAGUGAAUAAGCUCAACCUGCUGCGUUUUUAUUUUUUUUGUUAAACUACUGUUUUUCAUUGUCUCUUCUGCUGUUGAAAUCAAGACUGAUAGCACAUCUGACUGUACAAUGUGAAAAACCUUACAAUAAUAUGUAAACAUGUAAACAUGAUCAUAAAUAUGGACUGCAUUACUAUUUAUAUAAAUUAAUUAGUAGAUGCUUCCGCACAUUAAUUUAAUUUGUGUUUAGAGGUCUCUGUGUGUAAUUGUAACUUCUUUUUUUUAGCGUAGCCAUUCAGAAAAAUUUUGUAAUAUUCAGUACUUGCAAUAAAAAGAGUCUUUAGUA
Molecule: messenger RNA, 3926 nt
Organism: Gambusia affinis (western mosquitofish)
Lineage: Eukaryota; Metazoa; Chordata; Actinopteri; Cyprinodontiformes; Poeciliidae
Gene: slc26a1
Product: solute carrier family 26 member 1
Exons: 8
Coding region: 196-2343 (715 amino acids)
Biological process (GO): transmembrane transport
Cellular component (GO): membrane
Molecular function (GO): bicarbonate transmembrane transporter activity; chloride transmembrane transporter activity; secondary active sulfate transmembrane transporter activity
Source: RefSeq, a predicted model, not a curated record